AUGCUCUUGAGGGACAGUUCCUAUUACAGUAAAAGUGUACUGUAAAUCAACACAAAAGAAUUAGAGUAGAUAUUAAUAAGAGAGCUGUGAAGCAACACUUCUCCAUCAUGCACUGGCACAGCGUCACUAUAUAUCAACUGUAGCCGGAUUGAAACACUCAUUCGCUCAGAUCAGAGGAAGUUAACAAACACAGGAGGAGCUGAUGAUGUUUAGAGAAAGAGUUGUGAGCGUAUAAUGAAGAGGAAGACUGACAGAAACAGAAAAUGUCUGAUAAGUGUGAUCUGUGUCUGCUGGGACUGAUCAUUCUCUGCUCACUUCUCACAGGUACCAGUGGAGUGAAUGAUGCUCAUGUGUUCAUCAGUUCUGGUGAAGAUGUCCGUCUGCGCUGUAAUAAUGCUCUUUCUGACUGCAACUCAACUACAUGGAUCUAUAACAGAUUCAGACAUUCAGUAGCAGUUGAACUGAUUACUUUAGGGAAAAAGAAGAAAGACACAGAGAGACAUGAGAGACUGAGUCUGGGGUCUGACUGCUCUCUGAACAUCAAGAACGUCACAAAAGAAGAUCCUGGAUUUUACAGCUGCCAACAAUAUGUGAAUGACAAACAACAAGGAACUGAUGCACAUGUUUAUCUGCAUGUUCUUCAUGUUUCAUCAUCAUCAUCCUCACAGACUGAGAUCAGUCCAGGUCGCUCUGUGACUCUCUCCUGUCAGUUGUAUUCAUAUGAUGGAGAAUCUUGUGAUCGUUGGGCCCGUUCUGGGGAAAUUCAUCUGUUGUGGGUGAAUCAGUCUGAUGUUGAUCUGAAGACAGACUCCAGAUAUCAAAUAUCAGCUUCAGGACUCUGUAUCAUCAAUCUGACUACAACACUCCUGAAGGAAGAUGACAACAGAGAGUGGAGAUGUCGGCUUACUCACAGAAAUCAAAACAAGACCUCAGUCAGAUACACUGUCAAGUAUUCAGCUCAAGAUGAUUCAACGACAGCAGUGAUUCCAGUCCACACCACAAACUCUCAGGAUCCCUCAACUAUAAAGACACCAGAAACUAAAGCUCAAGAUGUUACAACAAAAGCAGUGAUUCCAGUCCACACCACAAACUCUCAGGAUCCCUCAACUAUAAAGACACCAGAAACUAAAGAUCAAAAUGAUUCAGUGACAGCAGUGAUUCCAGUCCACACCACAAACUCUCAGGAUCCCUCAACUAUAAAGACACCAGAAACUAAAGAUCAAGAUGUUACAAAAAAUGCAGUGAUUCCAGUCCACACCACAAACUCUCAGGAUCCCUCAACUAUAAAGACACCAGAAACUAAAGCUCAAGAUGUUACAACAAAAGCAGUGAUUCCAGUCCACACCACAAACUCUCAGGAUCCCUCAACUAUAAAGACACCAGAAAAUAAAGCUCAAGAUGUUACAACAACAGCAGUGAUUCCAGUCCACACCACAAACUCUCAGGAUCCCUCAACUAUAAAGACACCAGAAACUAAAGAUCAAGAUGUUACAACAAAAGCAGUGAUUCCAGUCCACACCACAAACUCUCAGGAUCCCUCAACUAUAAAGACUCCAGAAACUAAAAUUGCAAUGUCAACUACAGCAACAUCACUGAUCCCAGAAACUACACCAAAAUUUCUAAAACCAGUCUCUCUCUCAGUGAUUGGGAUUGUUGGCGCUUCAUUCGCUGUUCUCCUUCUUGCUCUAAUUCUCUGGAUGAUUCUUAAAAAAAGAGCAGAUAACAGAAGAAGGACUGAUGACUCUGUGGAGCAGACAGAUGAUCAUGUGACUUACACUGAGGUCACUGUGUGCAGUAAAAACCAAGGCAAAAAGAAGAAGGUUCACUGUGAUGAUAAAGUGACGUAUUCCUCCAUCAGAGGAGCAAAAGUUGGAGCUCCAGAAAACUGCAGUGAACUUUAUGCCUCUGUGAACAAGAACCAUCACAAAUCAGUUGAAUAAUUAUACAAAAAACACAUGAGCAGAGGAAUAUGAAUCUAAUAUAAUUGACUCCUAAUGGUUUCUUUCAGUGCCAUUAUAAAUACUUUCAGUGUCUUUUACAUAAAAAAUGUCACCUAAGUGAUGCUCUGAUUUAUUUUGCUCAGUUCAGCAUGUUAUUGUACAGUUUCUGUCUGCUUGUUGAUCAGUUAAUGCUAGUGUCUUUAUUAUUAAUUCAGGGUCUGCAGACGUGCACAAAGAAAAUAAGGACAGUUUUACUCUCUUAGAUCAUUCUCAUUAAAUCAUGUAUUUUCUCGAGCAGCUUAUUACCUGUCAGUUUAUUAUGAGAACAGGCAAAGCUUGAUGAUGUAAGUGUUUAUCACAAUAUAUCAGGAAUGAU
Megalobrama amblycephala (Wuchang bream) is the source of this 2316-nucleotide messenger RNA. RefSeq lists its product as uncharacterized. Gene Ontology annotation, cellular component: membrane raft; external side of plasma membrane. The record is from RefSeq and is a predicted model, not a curated record. Gene Ontology annotation, biological process: T cell activation; interleukin-15-mediated signaling pathway; positive regulation of ERK1 and ERK2 cascade. The coding region runs from base 264 to 1940 and encodes 558 amino acids. Gene Ontology annotation, molecular function: MHC class II protein binding; protein tyrosine kinase binding. The transcript has 15 exons. Lineage: Eukaryota; Metazoa; Chordata; Actinopteri; Cypriniformes; Xenocyprididae.